AUGGGAAGCACAUUUCCUUUCAGAGUCAUCAUUGUAGGGGCUGGUCUGGGCGGGCUCUCCUGCAGCAUCGCAUGUCGACGUCAAGGACUCUACGUCCUUGUCUUGGAAAAGGCACCAGCUAUCACCGCCAUUGGUGCGGGCAUCCAAAUUCCGCCGAAUGCGGGAAAGAUCUUGCAAAGUUACGGUCUCUUGCCCUUGUUCGAAAAGCCUGCUGUUCGGCUGGAAUGGCAUGAUAUGAGAAGAUACCAGGAUGGGAAGCUCUUGGCUUCGAGACCUGUAGGCAAAGAAUUUAUCGAGCGGAUUGGUGCACCAUGGAUGGUCAUCCAUCGGCAGGAUUACCAUGCCAUAUUGUUGGACGAGGCAAAAAGGCUGGGAGCGGAGAUUAGACUCGAUGCCAACGUGACAGCCAUCGAAUUUGACCGUACGGAGGUAAUACUGUCUAGCGGAGAAGCUAUUGGGGGGGAUGUGAUCAUUGGAGCCGAUGGGUUAUGGUCAUCCACACGAGAUGCCAUUCUUGGAUACCCUUCGCCGCCAAGUGAGACCGGAGAUCUUGCGUAUCGGGCGACCUUCUCGCGCCAACAAUUACUGGAAUUAAAUGAUCCGCGCGUGGAAGACCUAUGCACCAAGAAGAAAGUGACGAUUUGGAUGGGGCCGGAUAGGCAUUGUGUGUUCUACCCUGUCCGUGGCGGCGCCGAAUUCAACCUCGUCCUGCUUCGACCGGACAAUCUUCCAGCGGGUGUCAGGAGCGUCCAAGCGGACCUUGACGAGAUGAGGAUGACAUUCGAAGGGUGGGAUGAGAUCUUGCUGAAACUGAUCUCGUGCAUUUCUUCGGUGUUGAAAUGGAAGCUUUGUCAUCAUCAAGAGCUCGAGAAAUGGACAAGGGAUCGCAUUGCGUUGUUGGGCGAUGCCUGUCAUCCGACUCUGCCAUACCAGGCACAAGGGGCAGCAAUGGCGGUGGAAGAUGGCGCUGUGCUUGGACUUCUGCUGGGCCAGUUUGCGCACAAGUCAGCUAGCAAUCACGUAGCUGCGGAGUCGAACGACCGGGUCGCAGCCGUCCUGCAGCUGUAUGAGAAUCUGCGAAAGUCGCGGACCACCGUCAAUGUGCUAGGAGCCGUCACCAACCGGAAUUAUUUCCAUCUGCACGACGGACCGGAGCAGGAGGAGCGGGACGCAGCUCUGGCAAAUCUCGACUGGUACCGCAGCAGUCAAACGAAGUGGAAAUGGUUAGAUAGCCAGUAUCAGGCAGAUCUGCUGGGCUUUGACGCGCUCAACAAUGCAGAGGAAGCUUUUAAGAAGUGGUGGGCAGAGCUAGAGACUGCGCAGAGGGCAGGAUGA
Cladophialophora psammophila CBS 110553 is the source of this 1335-nucleotide messenger RNA. RefSeq lists its product as uncharacterized. Gene Ontology annotation, biological process: secondary metabolite biosynthetic process. Lineage: Eukaryota; Fungi; Ascomycota; Eurotiomycetes; Chaetothyriales; Herpotrichiellaceae. The record is from RefSeq and is a predicted model, not a curated record. Gene Ontology annotation, molecular function: monooxygenase activity; FAD binding. Bases 1 to 1335 code for a protein of 444 amino acids. The transcript is spliced from 6 exons.